Molecule: messenger RNA, 366 nt
Organism: Meyerozyma guilliermondii ATCC 6260
Lineage: Eukaryota; Fungi; Ascomycota; Pichiomycetes; Serinales; Debaryomycetaceae
Exons: 1
Coding region: 1-366 (121 amino acids)
Source: RefSeq, a predicted model, not a curated record
AUGAUUUCCGGUUGCAGUCUGCGCACACAGUUGGAGGCAACCGGAUUUCGCUGCAUCAUCAUGCACCCCCAGCUCGAUCGGGUUAGAUUUGACACCUGUGAGUCGCUUAUGGAUGCACUCGAGGAGUGCCAUCGGCAAGAGUUUCUCAAACAGGCUUUGGGACUGUGCAACUUUGAAAAAGAUGAGCUUGCCAAAUGUAUUCAUCAUACGAGGCUCAACGAUGCCAACGAACGGAUCAAAAGAAGUAGAGAGCGCCAGAAGGAGUACGAGAAGCGUCGUCGUGAGCGGGAAGAGGAGAUGUAUGGAAAAAACAAUUAUUUGAAGAAGAUGAUUGAACAAGAAGCUGCGAAAAAGACCGGCAGUUGA